Lingula anatina is the source of this 1044-nucleotide messenger RNA. Its product is annotated as large ribosomal subunit protein uL1. The record is from RefSeq and is a predicted model, not a curated record. Gene Ontology annotation, molecular function: structural constituent of ribosome; RNA binding. Gene Ontology annotation, biological process: translation. NCBI's taxonomy places the organism in Eukaryota, Metazoa, Brachiopoda, Lingulata, Lingulida, Lingulidae. Gene Ontology annotation, cellular component: large ribosomal subunit.
GAAAUCAUUUUCUACUAUAGACCUGUUGUGAAUUCAGGGGUGCUUGAUACCUUGCAGGAUUUUAGUUUAUGAAUUUAGAACAGUGAAAAUAAGUUUUGUAUUGUGUAUUUUCUGGCCUCCGUACAAUUGCAAAUUAAACCGGAAAAUGUACAUUGGUUUAUCCUGGAUAAAAAUGCAUGUCCUGCACGGUCCUUCAAUCACAUUUUCCAACAGGGAGUCUGGUCGCCAGCCAGGCGGACCUUAACCCAGGGUCUUAAAAUAAGUGGGGAGGUCCUUGGGUUCUUAUACCCAAGCACCAUUACUGUGUUGAUAUUGAUUGGAUAUGGACCUCCACCCAGGGUCCAGAAAAAUAAGUGGGCAGGUGGCGUUAUGUUUUUUUUACAUACUGUCACUGUAAAAGAAAUGAUACUGUUUUCAUAUCAACAAAGGCUGAAGCAUAUUCCCAGACCUAAGAUGCGAGUCUGUAUGCUUGGAGAUGAUGCUCAUUGUGAUGAAGCUAAGGCCAAUGAUAUCCCCUCCAUGAAUGCUGAUGAUUUAAAGAAGCUGAACAAGAAUAAGAAGUUGGUCAAGAAGCUGGCUAAGAAGUAUGAUGCUUUUUUGGCAUCAGAUUCUCUGAUCAAGCAGAUCCCGCGUCUGUUGGGUCCAGGUCUAAGCAGAGCUGGCAAGUUCCCCACCCUUCUCACCCACAGUGAGCCCAUGACUGGGAAGGUGGAGGAAGUCAAAGCCACCAUCAAGUUCCAGAUGAAGAAGGUGUUGUGUCUUGCUGUUGCUAUCGGUCACGUAAACAUGGCUCCAGAAGAAUUAGUGGCAAACCUGAACAUCUCCAUCAACUUCCUGGUGUCUCUGCUGAAGAAGAACUGGCAGAAUGUGCGUGCCCUGUACAUCAAGACGUCUAUGGGACCUUCACAGCGAAUCUACUAGAACUGAACUAUUGACUGUGAUGUUCAAUAAGACAUUGUGUAGACCCAGUAGAAAAACAUCUUGUGGUCAUGAAUAUGAGUGUCAAUUGUCAAAUGAAAUAAAAGAGAAAAUUGUACUCGUUUA